Messenger RNA from Sinocyclocheilus anshuiensis, 604 nucleotides. RefSeq names its product xin actin-binding repeat-containing protein 2-like. Gene Ontology annotation, molecular function: actin filament binding. The transcript has a single exon. Gene Ontology annotation, cellular component: focal adhesion; stress fiber. The record is from RefSeq and is a predicted model, not a curated record. Gene Ontology annotation, biological process: actin filament organization; actin cytoskeleton organization. The annotation marks the transcript as partial. Lineage: Eukaryota; Metazoa; Chordata; Actinopteri; Cypriniformes; Cyprinidae.
AUGGAUGUCUUGUAUGAGAAAGUAGAGACAAAGACUGAGGACACCACUGACGUCCAGAAAGGAGAUGUUAAAACCUGUACAUGGCUUUUUGAGACUCAGACUCUUGAUAGCAUCAAGGAUGAGUCUGAGACAAUCCUGAAAACUUGCACAGUAAAGCAAAAUGAUGUAAAAGGUAAGGAUGUACGUCUAGUGCGUUUCCUAUUUGAGACUGAAAACCUAGAAAACAUCACUGACGACGAGGAUCAUGGUGACUUUAAGCGAAUCACCGAGAUUGACAUUCACUCUGGAGAUGUAUCACGAAUGAAGUACAUCUUUGAGAAUCAGUCAUCUGAUAUCAUGACAUCUACAUCUGAGGAGACCCUGCAGAAAAUCAAAUGCCGUCAAGCAGAGGACAUUCAGAAAGGAAAUGUGGUGAACUGUACCUGGAUGUUUGAAAACCAACAAAUUGAUUCCAUCAGGGCAAAUUCUGAAGAAUUCAAGGAGUCACGCACAGUAACAGAUAUUCAGGGAGGUAAUGUUGACAAAGGUCGCUUCGUUUUUGAGACAUACUCAUUAGAUAAGAUUCAGGAGGAGGCAUCUGAUACUGGGAUCAGCAAACUCCAAA